CCAUCAUCUCGUUCUAACCUUCACCCUUCUCCUCCUUCCUCAACAUCUAGUCAUCUACCCCUUUCCUCCUCUUUACCCACCUUGCAACCUCUACCUUUAGCCCAAAGCGAUUUCCUACGUCAAGGACAAGAUGUUGUUACACCUUCUACAUCGACAGAUUCGGGUCCUCUGAGUCAGAUGUAUUCCAACGGAGUGGUCUCGAGUCCGUUUACGAGCGAUGAUAACUCGAGUGUAUCCGAGGAGAAACCCAUGGCCGUGGUUUUGAAAGAAGGUACGCCACCCGGACUCCAAGAAGUCCCGCGUAGAGAAGAAUCGGGAGAGUCUAAAACGUCCAAGGAAUCAGAUGAGACUGUCCGACCUGGUGGAGUUAAAGUGUCAUGAGACUCUUUGGUUGUG
Messenger RNA from Tremella mesenterica DSM 1558, 396 nucleotides. RefSeq lists its product as uncharacterized. The record is from RefSeq and is a predicted model, not a curated record. The transcript has a single exon. The coding region runs from base 178 to 381 and encodes 67 amino acids. NCBI's taxonomy places the organism in Eukaryota, Fungi, Basidiomycota, Tremellomycetes, Tremellales, Tremellaceae.